UGCCUUCUAGAUUGUCUCGCAAACCCCCAACUACCACUUCGCGCUCAAUUCGAACGGGUUUCAAUUAUUAUACUGCUGUAUUAACUUUUUAAAGGUUUGAUUACGUUGUCGUAGAAGUCAUGUUCCGACCAUUGUCGACAGUUCCUCUUCCAGCUACUGCUCAACAUUGUCUGAAAGAAAAUGGGUUUGUCUAUUGUGAAGAUGUAUUGAGUCAUAGAGGGGUCAAUCCAGAAGCUCGCAAUUUACUACACCAGUGGAAUCUUCAUAGUAAUGAGUCUUGGCAUUCCCUUACUUCUAUUCCUACAACUCAGAAUUCCCUUGACAUGUGGCAGGAAGAAUGCACCACUCCUGGAAUCGUCACUUGGAGUGAGCAGGUUGACUCCAUGCUAGGGGGUGGAAUUCCUCUUCAUGCUAUUACUGAAUUUUGCGGUGCUCCUGGUUCAGGGAAAACUCAGUUGUGCCUUCAGUUGUGUGUAGAUGUGCAGAUACCUGUUGGUCUUGGAGGCCUAAGUGGACAAGCUGUUUUUAUCGAUACUGCAAGCAACUUUUCACCUCACCGAGUAAGAGAAAUGGCUGAUGCAUAUUGCAUACAUUGUCAUCAGCUAUUAAAUUCAUCUAUGAAAAACCAAAGUGAUAUUUCAGAAGAUUUUUGCUCAGAUUCUGUACUAAAAGGUAUUCAUUGUGUAUCUACCCAUGGGAUCACCCAAUUACUUGCAGCAAUAAAACUAUUACCAAAAACCCUUGAAAAAAAUCCAAAGGUUCGAUUAAUUGUGAUUGAUAAUCUAGCAUUUCCUUUCAAUUCUGGAGAUUCAUGCUCCACCAUUGAUCGCACAAGUUAUGUGUAUCGCAUUUUGUCAGAUAUGCAAAAGCUUGCCUUAGAGAGAAGCCUUGCUGUUGUAGUAACCAAUCAGCUUACAACGCGUUUGAUCAAAAUGAAUUCUGUCAAAAGUGAGUUAUCUCCUGCACUUGGUGAAAGUAUGGGCCACAGAGUCACCCAAAGGCUGUUGCUCGGACGCAUUCCAGGCAAUGUUAUUGCUGCAGUAUUGUUAAAAGGAAAUAACCAACAUUGUGCAAGUGCAAAAUUUAAGAUCACCAAAGAAGGCAUUAGAGACCUCUAGUGUUUGGUGCAGAAGUGUUCAGUGCUUCAACAAGUCCAAACUGAUGCAAAAUACAUUUCUUUUAAGGAGGUAAAGUAAGAAGUCAGUGGUA
This is a messenger RNA of Thrips palmi, 1209 nucleotides long. RefSeq names its product DNA repair protein RAD51 homolog 3. Gene Ontology annotation, biological process: reciprocal meiotic recombination; meiotic DNA recombinase assembly; DNA repair. The record is from RefSeq and is a predicted model, not a curated record. Gene Ontology annotation, molecular function: four-way junction DNA binding; ATP-dependent DNA damage sensor activity; crossover junction DNA endonuclease activity. The transcript has 9 exons. The coding region runs from base 120 to 1118 and encodes 332 amino acids. Gene Ontology annotation, cellular component: Rad51B-Rad51C-Rad51D-XRCC2 complex; replication fork; Rad51C-XRCC3 complex. Lineage: Eukaryota; Metazoa; Arthropoda; Insecta; Thysanoptera; Thripidae.